This is a messenger RNA of Tupaia belangeri chinensis (Chinese tree shrew), 11255 nucleotides long. It is a transcript of the gene ZZEF1, whose product is annotated as zinc finger ZZ-type and EF-hand domain containing 1. The record is from RefSeq and is a predicted model, not a curated record. Gene Ontology annotation, molecular function: calcium ion binding; zinc ion binding. NCBI's taxonomy places the organism in Eukaryota, Metazoa, Chordata, Mammalia, Scandentia, Tupaiidae.
CGUCUGGGCCGCGGCGAAGAGUCUGUCACCCUGGAGCAGUUUCUGGAGCUGCUGGAGGCUCGCGGUGCCGGCUGCUCUGGCGAGCAGUUUGAGGAGGCCUUUGCCCAGUUUGAUGCUGAGGGUGAUGGUACAGUCGAUGCUGAGAAUAUGUUAGAGGCCCUCAAGAAUUCCAGUGGAGCUAAUCUCCAGGGCGAACUGAGCCAUAUCAUCAGACAACUACAAGCCUGCUCUCUUGUUCCAGGCUUCAUAGACAUAUUUUCAGAGUCCAAGGAGGGCCUCGGUGUUCACUCAUCAAUGAUACUGCGCUUCCUACAUCGCAAUCGGAUCUCUAGCCUGGUGAUCCCCUACCCCAUGUUGGACCACUGCAAUAAUAUGUCCACCAUGAGGUCUUCUGUUCUCAAAGAGUCUCUGGAUCAGCUGGUACAGAAAGAAAAGGAAAAUCCUGGAGAUCUAACUAGAAGCCCAGAAAUGGAUAAACUCAAGUCAGUGGCGAAGUGCUAUGCUUAUAUAGAAACAUCCUCCAACCCUGCAGACAUUGACAAGAUGACAAAUGGAGAAACUUCAUCUUACUGGCAGUCAGAUGGCAGUGCCCGCUCACACUGGAUUCGUUUAAAAAUGAAGCCGGAUGUUGUGCUUAGGCACUUGUCCAUUGCAGUGGCUGCCACUGACCAGAGUUACAUGCCACAACAGGUGACAGUAGCUGUGGGGAGGAGUGCCAGCGAUCUUCAGGAGGUCCGAGAUGUGCACAUCCCCAGCAAUGUCACUGGCUAUGUGACACUGCUAGAAAAUGCUAAUAUCAGUCAGCUCUAUGUCCAGAUUAACAUAAAGCGUUGUCUUAGUGAUGGAUGUGACACUCGAAUCCAUGGUCUCAGGGCUGUUGGCUUUCAGAGAGUUAAGAAGUCUGGGGUCUCGGUCUCAGAUGCCUCUGCAAUAUGGUAUUGGUCUCUGCUGACGUCUCUGGUGACAGCUUCUAUGGAGACGAAUCCUGCCUUUGUCCAGACGGUGCUGCACAAUACUCAGAAGGCACUGCAGCACAUGCCUCCACUUUCCCUCUCACCAGGAUCUACUGACUUCUCCACGUUCCUGUCUCCCAAUGUUCUGGAAGAAGUGGAUAGUUUCCUCAUAAGGAUAACUAGCUGCUGUUCUACCCCAGAGGUUGAACUGACUCUUCUGGCAUUUGCACUUGCAAGAGGAAGUGUUGCCAAAGUUAUGAGCUCUCUGUGUACCAUCACUGACCACCUGGACACCCCAUAUGAUGCCUCGUCCCUCAUCUCAUCGAUGGCGUCAGUCAGGCAGAACCUGCUCCUUAAAUAUGGUAAACCUCUUCAGUUGACUCUUCAAGCAUGUGAUGUCAAAGGAAAAGAAGAUAAAUCAGGACCAGAAAACCUUCUUGUUGAGCCAUGGACCAGGGAUGGUUUUCUUACAGAGACUGGAAAAACCAGAGCAAGUACUAUUUUUUCUACAGGAACUGAAUCUGCCUUCCAAGUUACACAGAUCAGAAUUAUGGUUCGACGUGGUGGCAUUGGUGCCCAGUGUGGAUUGGUAUUUGCUUAUAAUUCAUCUUCUGAUAAAUUUCACGCAGAAGAACACUUCAAAAGGUUUGAAAAGUAUGACAAGUGGAAACUUCAGGAGUUCAGACAAUUUGUGAAAAGCAGGAUUGGUUGCUCAUCUGAUGACCUUGGAGAGGAUGAUCCUAUUGUCUGGUUUGAACUGGAAGAAGAGUGGGAUGAAGCCGAUGUCAAGCUGCAGCAGUGCAGAGUUGCCAAAUACUUGAUGGUGAAGUUUCUCUGCACCCGUCAGGAGUCAGCAGAGCGCCUGGGAGUGCAAGGCUUGAGCAUCAGUGGGUACCUCCGGCCUGCACGAGCAGAAGCAGAACAGAGCAUCAUCUGCGCCCACUGCAGAAAGGACGCAGAGGAGAGUGUCUGUGGAGCCACGCUGCUCCUCAGGACCCUUCAGUUCAUCCAGCAGCUCACCCAUGACCUGGUGCAGCAGAAGGAAAGUGGCUUAAAAUAUAAAUCUUUUCUGGACUUCACGGGUCUUGACUUGAAGAUCUUCUGGAAUUUUUACAGUAAAUUAAAGCAAAACCCUAGAGGGGAAUGUAUCUGUGCCCAAACCCUGCUUCUACAGCUCCUCCAGAGCUGCUUCUCGGUGCUGCAGGGAGACGCCCUGGCUGCCUCUGAGCAGGAAAAGGCCCCUGCCCCGAACCCCGAAGGAGUAAAGGCUGCCAAGGAGCUCUACACACACUUAUGCGAUGUGGUAGACAGGGUGAACGGAGACUCUGUGCCCAUGGAAAUACUAAAACAAGAAGUCAGGAAUACCCUUCUCAAUGGGGCUGCCAUCUUCUUUCCUGAUCGGCAGACUCGGCGGAACCAUCUCUUCACCAUGAUGAAGAACGUCACUGAGCAGGAACACAAGCAGUCCCUGCAACUCACUUUCCGUUCCCUGUGUACAUAUUUUAGUGAUAAGGAUCCGGGCGGCCUUCUCCUUCUACCUGAGAAAAGCGACCUGGCCAGCAUGAACAUCAGCGAAGUCCUGGCGGUCAUGAACACUCUCCUGUCAGUUGCUGCUCGGGAGUGUGAGCUGUUGAUGCUCAGUGGAGCCCAAGGGGAGGCCAGCUCUGUGCUCCUCUCUCUGUUCUGGGCCGUCCAAGGCAGCCUGCUCUCCUGGUGCUACCUGCAGCUGAAGAGCACGGAUUCUGAAGCCAAAGACCUUGCUGUGGACCUUAUUGAAAAAUAUGUGGGACAGUUUCUGGCAAGCAUGAGAGUGAUUCUGGAAUCCCUUUUGUCACAGUACAGUGGAAAAAUGAUAGUGGAAAAAUUAUGUAAUUCGGUGUUUUCCAUGGCAGCUCGUCAACUGGUCAUCUUCCUGCUGGACUUCUGCACCUUAGAUAUUUCCCACUGCACACUCUUGAGAGAGUUCAGUACCCUGACAGACCUGCUCAAGAAGCUCUGCCGGGACCCUGAAGGAGGGCUGAAUAAGCUGGAUGUGGAGACCUGGCAACAGGAACAGCCUGUGGUGUUACACACGUGGACGAAGGAGUCGGCCCACAACUAUGAGAAUAAUUGCCAUGAGGUGUCUGUCUUUGUUAGCCCAGGGGCAACCUAUUUUGAGGUCGAAUUUGAUGAGAGGUGUGAAACUGAAAAAAGGUAUGAUUAUCUGGAAUUUACCGAUGCCAGAGGUGGCAAAAUACGCUAUGACACAAAAGUUGGAACUGAUAAAUGGCCCAGGAAAGUGACCUUUAAGGCUGGUCCUCGGCUCCAGUUCCUCUUUCACUCUGACAGCAGUAACAACGAGUGGGGCUACAAAUUCACUGUCACUGCCUAUGGCCUUCCUGAUGUUGCCGUGUCUUGGGGAUUGGAUUUACAGCUCCUCGUCUCCCGACUGAUGGGGCGCCUUGCCUCCCAGUGCAUGGCUCUCAAGUCUGCUCACCAGUUAGGAAUUAACAUGGCAGUACCUCAGGCAAAAAUGGCUUUAGUCCUAAGCUCCCCAUUGUGGAAACCUGUCUUCAGGCAUCAAAUUUGUCCAGAGUUGGAAUUAGAAGCAAGCUGGCCCACUCACCCACACCAGGAUAGUAAAGAGGUUAAGAACAUCCCUGACGACCCCUGCCGUCAUUUUCUCCUUGAUUUUGCCCAGUCAGAGCCUGCUCAGAACUUCUGUGGGCCAUAUUCAGAGCUUUUCAAAGGAUUCAUACAGGCAUGUAGAAAACAGGCCCCAAAGACAGAUAUAGUUGCUGGUUCUGCUAUUGAUCAAGCUGUGAACGCCACCUUUGCUGCUCUGGUGUAUCGCACUCCAGAUUUAUAUGAGAAGCUGCAAAAAUAUGUACACAGUGGGGGCAAGGUCGCCCUGAGUGAGGAGUUUGCACAGGUGUAUUCCUUGGCAGAUGGGAUCAGAAUAUGGAUGUUAGAGAUGAAGCAGAAGUCCCUGAUGAGCCUGGGGAAUGAGGCAGAAGACAAACGCAGUUCAGAAGCUGCUGAGACCAACCCCGAGAGCCUGGCAAAAGAGUGUAUUCAGAAGAGUCUUCUAUUACUAAAAUUUUUGCCCACGGGCAUGAGUUCAAAAGAAAGCUGUGACGGAUUGGUGCCUGCCGAGGAAACUGAUCAUCUCCAGCCACUUGACAGGCGCCCGAGGACCAGCUCUGUGGUAGAAGAGCAUUUCCAAGCCUCAGCAUCUCCCACGGAAGCAGCGCCCGCUACCGCAGGAGACAAGAGUCCUGGCUCAGGUGUGCAGCCAAAGCCGCUGCCCAGGAGUAGCCCUCCCGUUGCAGAAGUGUCCUCUGCCACAGCUGACGAGCCCUCGUCACCCUCCACUCCCACCCGGCGGCCUCCCUUCACCCGAGGACGGCUCCGGCUGCUCUCCUUCCGAUCUGUGGAGGAAGCCAGACCGGUGCCCACUGUAAAAGAGAAGUACCCUGUACUGAAGGAUGUCAUGGACUUCAUCAAGGAUCAGUCAGUCUCACACGAGAGUGUCGUAAAGGUUCUCUCCCUGAGGAAAGCCCAAGCCCAGAGCAUCCUUGAGGUCCUGAGGAUAAUCCAGUAUUGUGCAGAAUCCCUCGGACAGCCCCAUUGCUUCCAUCCACCUUUUAUACUUUUCCUGUUGGAACUUCUGACCUGCCAGAAAGAUUUCACCAACUAUUUCGGACACUUGGAAGGGUGUGGUGCUGAUCUACACAGAGAGAUCCGAAACACAUACUAUCAACUUGUUCUGUUUUUGGUUAAAGCAAUGAAAGGAUUUAGUAACAUAAAUGACAGGUCCUUGCUGCCUGCCUUAUCCUGUGUUCAGACAGCCCUGCUUCAUCUCUUGGACAUGGGCUGGGAACCCAGUGAUCUCGCCUUUUUUGUUGACAUUCAGUUACCAGAUCUCCUCAUGAAAAUGUCUCAAGAAAAUAUAAGUGUCCAUGACAGUGUGAUCAGCCAAUGGAGUGAAGAAGAUGAACUCGCUGAUGCCAAGCAGAAUUCAGAAUGGAUGGAUGAGUGUCAGGAUGGCAUGUUUGAGGCCUGGUAUGAAAAGAUAGCCCAGGAAGAUCCAGAGAAGCAGAGGAAAAUGCACAUGUUCAUUGCUCGCUACUGUGAUCUGUUAAAUGUGGACAUCUCUUGUGAUGGGUGUGAUGAGAUUGCCCCCUGGCAUCGCUACCGGUGUCUGCAGUGCAGCGAUAUGGAUCUCUGCAAAACUUGCUUCCUAGGCGGGGUGAAGCCUGAGGGCCACGGGGAUGACCAUGAGAUGGUCAACAUGGAGUUUACCUGCGACCACUGCCAGGGCUUGAUCAUUGGCCGGAGGAUGAAUUGCAAUGUAUGCGAUGACUUUGAUCUUUGCUAUGGAUGCUAUGCAGCAAAGAAGUAUUCCUAUGGGCAUUUGCCAACCCACAGCAUCACGGCCCACCCAAUGGUGACCAUUCGGAUCAGCGACCGGCAGAGGCUCAUCCAGCCCUACAUCCACAACUACUCCUGGCUGCUCUUUGCUGCCCUGGCUCUCUAUAGUGCCCACCUGGCCAGUGUAGACGACGUGGACGGGGAGAAGCUGGACCCCCAAGCCCGCAGCAGUGCCACCACCCUGCGGAGUCAGUGCAUGCAGCUCGUUGGGGACUGUCUGAUGAAGGCCCACCAGGGAAAAGGUCUUAAGGCUCUAGCUCUUCUUGGUGUGUUGCCAGAUGGUAACUCUACCCCAGAAAAUCAGGCCCUACCAGACAUCGCACCCACCCGGACAUCAGAGGAACAGCUAGAGAAGAGAGCUGUCCAGGCUGCCAAGGAGCCAUCAGGGGCAGUCCCUUCUGUGCAUGGCAAUAGUAAGAGAGCUGUUCAUAAGGAAGUCAGACUUGUGGACUACAAGAAGAGAAACAAGGCAGAUGAAGGUGGACCAUUAAAGAAGGAUACUGUGUGCCAGACCCAGAUUUCAGAUUCCCCUGCAGAUGCCAGGACACCUACAGGACUUCCAGAUGCUGAAAAUUCAGAUGUGUCAUCUCAGAAACCAGUAGAAGAAAAGGCGGUCACUCCAAACCCUGAGCAAGUGUUUGCUGAGUGUUCCCAGAAGAGGAUUUUGGGAUUACUAGCAGCCAUGUUACCUCCCUUAAAGUCGGGUCCUUCUGUCCCACUGAUAGACCUGGAGCACGUCCUCCCACUUAUGUUUCAGGUUGUCAUCUCAAACGCAGGUCACCUGAAUGAAACCUACCACCUCACUCUGGGUCUCCUUGGCCAGUUAAUCACCCGACUUUUACCAGCAGAGGUAGAUGCUGCAGUGACCAAGGUCCUCUCAGCCAAACACAGCCUGUUUGCGGCAGGCGACAGUGCCGUCGUGCCAGAUGGCUGGAAAACCACUCACCUGCUCUUUAGCCUGGGAGCUGUGUGCCUGGACAGCCGGGUGGGCUUGGACUGGGCGUGCUCCAUGGCCGAGAUCCUGCGGUCACUCAACAGCGCCCCACUGUGGCGUGAUGUCAUUGCCACCUUCACAGACCACUGCAUCAAGCAGCUGCCUUUCCAGCUGAAGCACACCAACAUCUUCACCCUGCUCGUGCUGGUCGGCUUCCCCCAGGUCCUCUGUGUGGGAACCCGCUGUGUCUAUAUGGAUAAUGCCAAUGAACCCCAUAAUGUGAUCAUCUUGAAACACUUCACUGAGAAGAACAGAGCUGUGAUUGUUGAUGUCAAAACUCGGAAGAGGAAAACAGUGAAGGACUACCAGCUGGUCCAGAAGGGGGGAGGACAAGAAUGCGGUGACUCUCAGGCCCAGCUGAGCCAAUACUCCCAGCACUUUGCCUUUAUCGCCAGUCACCUUCUGCAAACCAGCAUGGACAGCCAUUGUCCCGAGGCAGUGGAAGCGACUUGGGUCCUGUCCCUGGCCCUCAAAGGACUGUAUAAAACAUUGAAGGCUCACGGUUUUGAAGAGACCCAUUCUACGUUCCUUCAGACUGAUUUGCUGAAGCUGCUGGUGAAGAAGUGCAGCAAAGGGACCGGCUUCAGUAAAACAUGGCUCCUCCGGGACCUAGAAAUUUUGUCCAUCAUGCUGUACUCCUCCAAAAAGGAGAUCAGCAUUUUGGCGGAGCAUGGAGACCUCGAGCUGGAUGAGCGAGGCGAGCAAGAUGAGGAGAUGGAGCGGCCGGUCAGCAGCCCUGGUGAACCGGAGCAGAAAAAGCUAGACCCUCUCGAAGGCCUGGACGAGCCCACCAGGAUAUGUUUCUUGAUGGCUCACGAUGCCCUCAAUGCCCCUCUGCACAUUCUCCGGGCCAUAUAUGAGCUGCAGAUGAAAAGGACCGAUUCUUUCUUCCUGGAGGUUCAGAAGAGGUUUGAUGGAGAUGAGCUGACCACAGAUGAAAGGAUCCGGUCUCUGGCUCAGAGGUGGCAGCCCAGAAAGAGCCUGAGGCUGGAAGAGCAGAGCGCCAAAGCUGUGGAUACAGACAUGAUUAUCUUGCCGUGCUUGUCCCGGCCCUCCCGCUGUGACCAAGCCACUGCUGAAUCCAACCCAGUGACCCAGAAGCUCAUCUCCAGCACCGAGAGCGAACUGCAGCAAAGCUACGCCAAGCAGCGCCGCAGCAAGAGCGCCGCCCUCCUGCACAAGGAGCUGAACUGCAAGAGUAAGAGGGCCAUCCGGGACUACCUCUUCCGUGUGAAUGAGGCCACAGCCGUCCUAUAUGCCCGCCAUGUGCUUGCGUCCCUGCUUGCCGAGUGGCCUGGGCACGUGCCAAUGAGCGAAGACAUCCUGGAGCUAAGUGGCCCUGCCCAUAUGACCUACAUCUUGGAUAUGUUCAUGCAGCUGGAAGAAAAGCACCAAUGGGAGAAGAUCCUGCAGAAGGUACUCCAGGGCUGCCGAGAGGACAUGCUGGGGACCAUGGCUUUGGCUGCCUGCCAGUUCAUGGAGGAGCCGGGAAUGGAGGUGCAAGUGAGGGAGUCCAAACACCCAUAUAACAACAACACCAACUUCGAGGACAAAGUUCACAUCCCCGGUGCAAUCUACCUCUCCAUCAAGUUCGACUCCCAGUGUAACACCGAGGAAGGCUGUGACGAGCUGGCCAUGUCCAGCAGCAGCGACUUCCAGCAGGAUCGACACAACUUCAGUGGGUCUCAGCAGAAAUGGAAGGACUUUGAGCUCCCAGGAGAUACUCUGUAUUACCGCUUUACCUCGGACAUGAGCAACACCGAGUGGGGCUACAGAUUCACUGUGACGGCUGGACACCUGGGGCGCUUCCAGACAGGAUUUGAGAUUUUGAAGCAGAUGUUAUCAGAAGAGCGAGUUGUGCCUCAUCUCCCCUUGGCCAAAAUUUGGGAAUGGCUGGUGGGCGUGGCCUGCCGCCAGUCGGGGCAUCAGCGAUUAAAAGCCAUCCACCUACUUCUGAGGAUUGUGCGAUGCUGUUCUCUCAGUGACCUCUGUGACCUCGCGCUGUUGAAGCCCCUGUGGCAGCUCUUUACCCACAUGGAGUACGGCCUGUUUGAGGAUGUGACACAGCCUGGCAUCCUCCUCCCCCUGCACCGCGCCCUCACGGAGCUCUUCUUCGUCACCGAGAACCGUGCCCAGGAGCUGGGCCUGCUGCAGGAUUACCUGCUGGCCUUAACCACCGACGACCACCUCCUCCGCUGCGCAGCACAGGCUCUGCAGAACAUUGCCGCCAUCAGCCUGGCCAUCAACUACCCGAACAAGGCCACUCGCCUCUGGAACGUCGAGUGUUAGCCCUUGGUGUGGGGUGCAUGGACUAGCUUAACUGUCCACAGGAUUUUAGAGCAGACAUCGACACUCAUUCAGGAAAAUCCCUGUGGCGUCAGUGCCAGCUCCGCUUGGGCUCACUUCACCCCCAUUAGGACGCCACGCAGCCGCAUCUCCAAGGACUCCCCGGACAGGGGCUCGAUAGGUGCACGCUCUGUAGCAUGUGAGAUUACAAGAAUGCGGAGUCAGCAGGACGAGUGGGCAGGUCAGAGACCGCUAUCUCUGGGGUCUGUCCCUGCAGAGGCCACAGGCCCAGGAAGACAUGGCUGCAGCCUGUCUGGAAAGGUUGCUGUCUUGGUUGAGCUGAACUGCCUGCUCUGGCCUUCAGGUGCAGGCACCAGCCAGAGAGAGCUGCCCCUCAGCACACCCUCCCGCCUCAGUAGCAUAGUCUGGAAGCCCCUCUUUUAUUUUGCUUCUUGAGACAGAGGAAUCCAACCCCAACCAAAACUGAUGAGGGCCCCCUUGGCCACUGCUGAGCCCCAAGCGCUCAGUGUGGGGCCUGGUGUCAGUCUCACUACACAGCCACAGUUGUCCCUGUGAGCUCUGCGGGGAGAACAAGUGUCCUUGGGAACAGCUGACAGGCCGCCUGUGAGGGUCCACUCACGCCCUGGCUCCCAGCACAUCACGGUUUUUUUUAGUUGUUUUAACAUAUUUUAGUUUCCACCUCAUGUUUUUAGAACACAGUCACACCAACUCCCCUGGGAGGGCCUCAAGGGAACGACCAGUGGAGCGGUCACUUGGAGACCGGCUGGUUUGUGUUAAAGAAGCAGAACUUUGGGAAUUCUCUUUAGCUUCUAUUCCUAAAGACUUGAAGUGUUGUCAGAAGAGAUCUUAUUUUAGGGAUGUUAUGAAAAAGAAAAAAAAGCCCGCAUGAUUUUAUUUCUGCUCAGUGGUCACAGCCAUCCAUGGUCUCUGCCUCUGGGACUCAUGUGGUCAUUGGGUGUCUCUCGUCUAGCAAUAACUACAUUAGUUCUAUGAAUGCUGUUUUACACUCUUCUUUCUGUGAUUUUAGACUAGCCCUAAAGUGCUGAUCGUUGCUCUCCUUCCAGAGCCAGGUGUUGGCACGUGAGGCCGUGCUGGCAUGUGGGUGUUCCCAGCCCGAGUGGGACUUGUGCACAUAAAGCAUGCAUGAGGCGGCUGCUAUGUAAGGGUGGGUGUCUGGGCUGGAAACGUGCCACCACACAGGGCCAACCCCAAGGGAGAGCCUUCGUAGCCACAGCCAAGCGUGACCAGGCUGGCAUUGCCAUGGCCCGGAAUGUCCUUUUGGCUUCCGAAGACCCCUCUGCAUGAGUCUGGAUUGGAAGGGCCCAUGUCUGCAGAUCUGGGAGCAACGUCCUGGGAGAGCUCUUUUGCCUUCUGUGCCAGGAGGCCCAGGUGUAGCGACCUUUGCGGCCUCAGAAUUAGGCUCUCAGCCCAGCUCCGAGGUGCAGGCAGGACCAUCACAGGUGGGGAAGUGGGAGUCAAGGAAGAUAGGAACAAGCAGGGUUGGUCCUGAGAUUGGUGACCUACGGCCUCUCGCCUUGCUGUCAGUGAAGGCCUGGCUGGUCCCCACCGUGUUGGGACGUGGGAGCAGGUGCUGCUGGCCUGGUGAGCACCCCUUUCCCAACUUUGCUCCUUUUAAACCAACCUUGCUUUGCGAGCUUCCCACAUCUCUAGAGGAGGCCCCAUGUUCCAUGCCACUCCCAUCCAGUAGGCCUCACAGGGAGUUUUCCAAGUCACAGAGAACAAGCGGUGGUGCUUGGGGAAGGGACCUCACUGCAGCCUCAGACUUGCUGUUGCACUGCUGCAGGAUGGCCCAGUAGAUGGCGCUGCCCCCACUCCUCCACACCUCAGACUGACUGAGUAAGAGGAGUAGAAGGCAGGAUAAGGAGUCAUGCCCUGGUCACAGUGGUCCCCAGCUCUGCCCCCACCAUACCAUCAGGAAGAUCAGCUGUAAAUAAACGCUGGACUCUCAUAGCCUCUCUCCAUACACUGCCCUUGCAGUCCUGGUCUCGGUACUUCAGCUUGCCUAGAGGAUGCCCGAGGCGUCCCUCCACUGCACUGCUGUCAUCAGGCAGGCUCACCUGGCCUGGCCUGGCCUGGCCUGGCCUGCCUGGCCUCCCGGCAGCCAGCUGUCGCAUCUGCCUCUGGCCACUGGGUGGCGCUGCCGGGCCAGGCCAGGUUCCCUCCGGUCCCCAAGCACGAGCAGCAGCCUCCCAAAGGGUUUCUGUCACGACCAACAUCCCUGUGACCUUCUGAGGAGGCAGCACUGCCUGGAGCGAGCUGACACUGGCAGGAAUAAGGCGUCGUGGAAACAUGUGCCUACUCUGGAAAGGAAUUCUGUUCCAAAUCAUAUAUAUUGUACAAACAGACGCUGUUCCUAAUGAGAGGAGUGACGUAUUUUCAUCAUCGUUUUUAAUUUGUUUUCUUACGGGUUUACGAUUUUGAAUUUUUCUUAUUUGGUUGAGAGAAAGAAUUUUGAUUAUAUCAGCUGAGUGAGUUCAGCCUGUAAAAAGGAUGUUUAAGUUGUGGGUAAAAUAUGCAAAUGAAGAGAAAUAUAUUGUACAAAUUCUAUAUAAAAAAGUACAAUCGUA